Messenger RNA from Cryptomeria japonica (Japanese cedar), 1636 nucleotides. Its product is annotated as AAA-ATPase ASD, mitochondrial. NCBI's taxonomy places the organism in Eukaryota, Viridiplantae, Streptophyta, Pinopsida, Cupressales, Cupressaceae. Bases 36 to 1472 code for a protein of 478 amino acids. Gene Ontology annotation, molecular function: ATP binding; ATP hydrolysis activity. The transcript has a single exon. The record is from RefSeq and is a predicted model, not a curated record.
CCGUCUGCUGUGAAGCCUGCUCUCACACAAUAGCAAUGGAGAUGGACAAGUGGUCGAAUCUCGGGAAGGUCGCGGCAACCACAGUUUUCGUGGGAACAAUCGUCGGGCAGUACCUCCCUCCCGAGCUCUAUGAAUAUUUCAGAGAGCAACGGCGCAGGCUUUCACGAUUUCUGUCUCCCUACAUCACUCUGGUGAUUGAGGAGAUCUCAGGGUUCAAAGUCAGCGAUCUUUACGAAUCGGUGCAGAUUUAUCUGAGCACACGAUCCAUUUCCACGGCCACCAGAUUGAAGGUCAGCAAGGCCAAAAAAGACAAGGCCUUUACCUUCGCCAUGGACACCAGCCAACAAAUCAUGGACGAGUUUCACGGAGUCAAAGUCUGGUGGACUUUGCGCACAGAGGUAAAGCCGCCUUCCUUGUUGAACGUCUUCCAUGACAAGUGCUACUUGGAGCUCACAUUCCACAAGAAGGACAAAGCUACAAUAUUUGAAUCCUAUCUGCCGCAUGUAAUUGCAGAGGCCAAAAUCAUGCAGCUGAAAAAGCGGCAACGGAAGAUUUACACCAAUAUAUGUGCUAACUCGCAAUCUCACCCUUCGGCCAGAAACCCCGGUUGGAAUGCGGUGGUUUUCGAGCACCCUGCGACGUUCGAAACCCUGGCUCUUGAUCCCGAGCUAAAAGAUGACAUAAUCCAGGAUCUCACUAACUUUUCUCAGAGGGAAAAGUAUUAUAAGGACGUCGGCCGUGCGUGGAAACGGGGGUAUUUGCUCUACGGCCCUCCCGGCACCGGAAAAUCGAGUAUGAUCGCUGCUAUUUCGAAUUUUCUGGAGUAUGACAUUUAUGAUCUGGAGUUAACCGAGGUUAAGAGCAACACUGAGCUCAGGACUCUUUUGAUUGGGACCACGAAUAAGUCUGUUAUUGUGAUUGAGGACAUCGAUUGCUCGCUGGAUUUGUCCGGCCGGAGAAAGAAGGCGAAGAAAGAGAGCAGAGAAAUGCAAAUCCCGGGGACAGAUCAGAGCAGCAGCGACAAUAGCAAGGUGACUUUGUCAGGGGUUUUGAAUUUUACAGACGGUCUGUGGUCGUGCUGCGGCAGCGAGAGGGUUAUUAUUUUCACGACGAAUCAUGUCGAUAGGCUGGACCCUGCGCUUCUUCGAUCGGGGCGCAUGGAUAAGCAUAUCCAUUUGUCUUUCUGCAGUUUUCCUGCGUUUAAAAUUCUUGCUAGAAAUUAUCUUGGGGUUGAAGAUCAUCCUCUGUUUGAAGAAAUUGAGGUUUUGAUGAAGGAAGUGGAGAUUUCGCCGGCAGAUGUGAGUGAGGAAUUGAUGAGGGUGAGUAACAAUCCCACCGCCGCUCUUGAAAAGCUGAUUGAGGCUCUGCGCCAGGCUGUGGAAAAGGCUGCCGUAAAAAAUGAGAUUUUGGUAGAGAAUGAAAGUGCAGAAGACAAUUUAGUUGCAGAGGAGUCUCCUCAUGGUGAAGAAUAGGACUAUUUCUAGAUAGUAAUAUGCUUGGCCUCAAUGUCGUAUAUGUUUGUCUGUUAAUAUAGUUCUACUCUCUGCUUCGUUAUUCUCGUCCAAUAAGGAAAACUCCCCCAAUGAAAAAUAAUUUGUAAUUUGUUUUCAAGAUAUUUAAGGAUGUUCUCAAGGUA